Messenger RNA from Protobothrops mucrosquamatus (brown spotted pit viper), 659 nucleotides. RefSeq names its product chromosome unknown C15orf48 homolog (gene COXFA4L3). Bases 87 to 341 code for a protein of 84 amino acids. Lineage: Eukaryota; Metazoa; Chordata; Lepidosauria; Squamata; Viperidae. The record is from RefSeq and is a predicted model, not a curated record. The transcript is spliced from 5 exons.
GGGCGUUAACGGUAUAUAAAGGGAGAAGUGCGUAUCACUGAAAUUUUCUGCAGAUCUACUUCACCAGAGUUGCACCUGCUUCCACCAUGUCAAUCUUCCGGUAUUUGAACAAGCAUAGAGAGCUGAUUCCUCUGGCUAUGAUUAUGACCACCACGCUGAGUGGGAUGGCGUACACCGGCUUGAGAGCCUUGAGGAGAUCAGAUAUAGUCAUUGAUAGGUGGCACAAUCCUGAACCAUGGGAAAAAGUGGAUCCUACCCAACCCCAAAAGCUGUUUACAAUCCGUCAGAAAUGGGAGCCCAUCCAAGAACUGGAGGAGGUCCGAAAAGUCUUCAAGGGGUGAGGCCCCAGCCCUACCAAACGACACUCUCUGAAUCUAGUGGAAUCAUUUCUGCACAAACUAGAGGAUCGAAACCAGUGUGCGGAAAUGCUUCUGCUACAUUUUUAGAGUCUCUCUCCAUUAUGUUUUGGACUCUGGAGGAGGUUACUGUCGGGUUUUUGAAACCGCCCAACCUAGAACCCUAUCGUGGGGAAAAAAAGAAAAACGUGUUAGAAAAGGCGGCUUGUUGUACUGGUUUUGAGUUCUGCCCUGCUUCUUGUAGAAAGACAAAGCAGCAUUUCUCCGUGUGUGAGCUUUAAAAAGAGUUGGGUUGUUGGGGGG